AGAGCUGCAGGAAAAGGGAACAUCACGCACGGGGUGUCGAUGUGAAAGCAGUUGUUCCUCCACGACCAGACACCCAUCAAAACUUGUUUUUACGCGUUGUUUUUAACGGGAUCCGCCGCACUAGUCGAGCGAACGUAACACAGCGCGAAACGGUGGUUUCCUGCACGGGGGAUUUAAUGGGAGUCUUGCAUCGAUAAAGCGCUUCUCCCCCCCUUGACGGACCCUCGCUCGAACCGAACCGGACUCGGGCGCUGUCCUCACCGGGGGGUAUCCGAGCCCAGUUAUAUUUUGACUAGGAAGAGACCACUCCGGAGUCCUAAUAUGGCAGGAAAUCUGAAGAAAGGUGGGGGGCUUAUUGGCAUGAUGAAGGACGCUUUUCAGCCUCACCAUCAUCUCCACCACUCCCAUCACCAGCCCGGGGCCGUGGACAAAAAGACGGUGGAGAAAUGCUGGAAAUUCAUGGAUAAGGUGGUACGGCUAUGCCAGAACCCCAAGUUAGCUUUGAAGAACAGUCCUCCGUACAUCCUGGACCUGUUACCAGACACCUACCAGCAUCUCCGCACGAUCCUGUCCCGCUACGAAGGCAAGAUGGAAACACUGGGUGACAACGAGUACUUCCGCGUUUUCAUGGAGAACUUGACCAAGAAGACCAAACAGACCAUAAGCCUGUUCAAAGACGGCAAAGAGCGAAUGUUCGAGGAGAACUCUCAACCCAGACGGAACCUGACGAAAUUGUCACUGAUAUUCAGUCACAUGCUCGCCGAGCUCAAAGCCAUCUUUCCCAAUGGCCUGUUUCAAGGGGAUAACUUCAGAAUCACCAAAGCAGAUGCCGCAGAGUUCUGGAGAAGAUCGUUCGGGGACAAGACCAUCGUGCCUUGGAAGGUGUUCCGGCAGGCCCUGCAUGAGUUUCACCCCAUCAGCUCGGGCCUGGAGGCCAUGGCUCUCAAAUCCACCAUCGACCUCACCUGCAACGACUACAUCUCUGUCUUUGAGUUUGACAUUUUCACCAGGCUUUUCCAGCCAUGGUCAUCACUGCUAAGAAACUGGAACAGCUUGGCAGUGACUCAUCCAGGCUACAUGGCCUUUCUCACCUACGAUGAAGUCAAAGCUCGUCUGCAAAAAUUCAUCCACAAGCCCGGCAGCUAUAUUUUCAGGCUGAGCUGUACACGGCUAGGCCAGUGGGCUAUUGGUUACGUCACAGCUGAUGGUAAUAUCUUGCAGACCAUUCCUCACAACAAACCCCUCUUCCAGGCCCUCAUCGAUGGCUUUAGGGAAGGAUUCUACCUUUUCCCUGAUGGCCGCACACAGAACCCUGACCUCACAGGGCUGUGUGAGCCCUCGCCUCAAGACCAUAUCAAAGUCACACAGGAGCAAUAUGAGCUCUAUUGUGAGAUGGGCUCUACCUUCCAGCUGUGUAAGAUUUGUGCUGAGAAUGACAAGGAUGUAAAGAUCGAGCCCUGCGGCCACCUCAUGUGCACUUCCUGUCUCACAGCCUGGCAGGAGUCAGAAGGCCAGGGCUGCCCGUUCUGUCGCUGUGAAAUUAAGGGUACUGAACCCAUCGUCGUUGACCCCUUCGAUCCCAAGGACCCCAAUAGUGGAGGCUCCUACGGAGGCUGCCGGAGCAUGUUUGGGGCCGAGGGAGCCCCUUCUCCCAGCUAUGACGAUGACGAUGAUGACCGUUUGGAGGAUUCUCCUUUCAUGAUUAGCAAGCUGGUUGGUGCUAAAGUGGAGAGGCCGCCCUCACCCCUGUCAGCUGCCCCUCAGCCUGUCGUUCCCCCAGUACCUCCUCGGCUGGAUCUGCUUCCUCUCAGACCCACCAACCCUCCCGGGGCCUCUAGUCCAGGCGCCACAUCCAAGGCCCCAUCCCAUCACAAGGACAAGCCAUUACCGCUGCCCCCAGCCCUUAGGGACCUGCCGCCGCCUCCUCCCCCAGACCGACCACAUCCAACCGGAUCAGACAACCGGCUCCCGAGACGCCCUCUCCCCAGUACGCCUGGAGAACCUCCUCGGGACAAACUGCCUCCUGCUCCACCCAACCGCAACAUGCCAGACUGGAACUCGCGGCCCGUACCCAAAGCUCCAUCACAGCCACCAGCAAGCGGAGACUCCCGUGUGUCUCGUGAACUCUCAAACAGACACUCUUUGCCUCUCCAACUGCCCUCCACGCUCGACGCCAGAGCAGAAGGCCCAAGGAACAACGGCCCCCCCAGCCUCGACCACCAGCUGAGUUUUGGAUCAUCCAAUCCUGGGUCAGAUUACGACAGCCCAAAAGUAAAGCCAUCUGCCUCGGCUAAUGCCAUCUAUUCCUUGGCAAUACGGCCUCUCCCAGCAGUCAUGGCUCAGGCCGGGGAGGACACCUGUGAGAACGAUGAGGAGUCGGAGUACAUGACUCCAUCUUCUCGGCCGGUGCUACCCUCUGCUGCAGAGGAAGCUGUGCCUAGACCGCCUCCUCCACAUUCUCUUAGUCCCAGGAGUAUGCUCAGUGAAAUGGAGUCAGAGAGCCCACAGAUGUACGAAGCCAUGUACAACAUCCAAGCUCAGGCCCUUACUGCCUCUGCUCCACAUCAGGCCAGAGACUCAGAUUAUUCUGAAUUGCCUCCUUUGACCUGCUCUAAUGGCCCGAGGGAUCCUGUUGGUGCAUGCCGUGAGGAAGAACAGGAGAACAGCUAUGACUAUCCCAAGCCCCAUAUACCCACCAACCUCGCCCGACGCACUCUUUCAGAUAUUAACCCUACAUCCUCAGCCUUCAGCCACCUUUCUAUGGACAGUGAGCUUGGAGCGGCAGCAACAGUCAUGGACCCCACCGAGGCCCCCGAGCGACCUCCCAAGCCUCUUCCCCGUCGCAUCAAUUCAGAUCGCAGGCCCAGCCCGGUUCCCCCCGGAGCGAGCCCAGGGCCCAGCCAGCAGAUCAGCAGCGAGAUCGAGCACCUCUUGAGCCAGGGCUACUCCCUUCAGGACAUCCAAAAAGCCCUUAUGAUUGCACAGAACAAUAUCGAGAUGGCCAAGAACAUCCUGAGGGAGUUUGUGUCCAUCCCUUCUACUGCACAUAUCUUAACAUAACGAAUCUCUUCUGAGCAUCCUGUCGCGGCCCAGCCACGUUCGUCACACAUUCGUCUAGACUCCAGAAGAAGGGAGUGCAAACCUUGUGCUCUAGCUCUAGUGACGGCGAGAGACUCUUUCUCCGUAACACUUCUCGGAUUCUCUGUCCUCCUCCGCGCGUGUGGAAGAGCGAGGGGUUCGUUGCGACCGCUUCUUCAACCCGAAGGCAACGCAUGUCCCCUAAGGACAAAAACAAAAAAGACAAAAACAUGUAUGUGUUUAUAUAUGAUUUAAUAUAUAAAUCAGAAUAUUGAGUAUAGUUAAUAUAUACACAUGUAUGUUGGAGAGGUUCAGCUGCAGAGAUCAGGGUGUGUGAAGUAUUAGGCCUCGGAGUUCGGAUAGCUAAAGGGAGUUAAACAGCAG
Molecule: messenger RNA, 3462 nt
Organism: Puntigrus tetrazona (Sumatra barb)
Lineage: Eukaryota; Metazoa; Chordata; Actinopteri; Cypriniformes; Cyprinidae
Gene: cbl
Product: Cbl proto-oncogene, E3 ubiquitin protein ligase
Exons: 16
Coding region: 322-3060 (912 amino acids)
Biological process (GO): cell surface receptor signaling pathway; negative regulation of epidermal growth factor-activated receptor activity
Cellular component (GO): membrane raft; plasma membrane
Molecular function (GO): calcium ion binding; ubiquitin protein ligase activity; phosphotyrosine residue binding
Source: RefSeq, a predicted model, not a curated record